AUUAAAAAAUAAAUGAUGUACGAAAAAAAGUCACCCCCAAAAAAACAGGAACAAAAGGAACCCUGUCAACUUACGUGCUUCACAAAAAUAUAUUGUUUCAUGGCGCGUAGUCCUAUAUUGUGAAAAUCCGAUAUGGCCCUCUUUCCAUUGUAUAGCCACAAAACAUUUCAAUACAAGUUCCUCAUUCCUUUGUUUGAUGAAAGCAACUCACACAUUCAUUCGUAAGGCUAAGUACUUUUUUGAUCGUUGAACAUUUUGGAUGAAGAUAUAUACCUGCAGCACUUCUAUUAAGUUGUUGAACUGCUCCAAGCACAGAAAAUGAACGUAGAAGGCCUCUUCCACCUUUUCAAUCAACGAUUGGCCAACAGUAAGUUAUUGCCUUGGUGGGAACUUGUAAGAGGUUUCUUAAAUGCGUGCAUGGUGGGGUUGUUGGCAUAUGUAUUGACUGUAGUUGACUACGACCGAGUUGUAUGCCUAAAAAACGAAACUAUUAACGACAUUGCAUUGACGUCGAUGGAAUCCGACUUUGUAAACAGCAUUUGCAAAACUAAACUGCCAUGGUCAAGCAGGAAACUCGGUUUUUGGAUGGGUCUAUUUAUCAUCUUUCAUCUCUGCGCUGAAAAAUGGUGGCUUUCAAUUCCACGAAUAAAGAACACUAUUUCCGCAGUUGGGGAGAUAAACAGACGACCACAGUUACUUCAAAGAGCGUAUCUUCGAAAAGUAAUACAAGAUGAAACAGAAAUACCAAUAUAUCUUAUUCGAUGUAUUGUGCUCAUAAUUGUGGACAUAUUUUCAUUAAGCUUGGUGCCAUGGUACCCACCUUUAGUUUACGAUAACCUAAUAAAGUGCGCUGCAUCGGCAAAUGUAUUCAAUGAAACAGAGUUUAUCUGUAGCUACGAAGCAUAUGAUCUUGUGAAAGCAACUGUAUAUGUAACCUUUAUGUUCUUAUGGUUAUCUCUUGGUCUCAGCUCGUUCGAAGUACUCGGUUUUAAACAAGCUAACAGCAGCUUUGUUGCUUUUUUCUACGACUAUUCGGAAAAAAGAGAAGAGCUUGGAAGAGAACUGAAUGAUAUACUGAACCAGUAGAUCAACGGACAUGGAGCAAUUUUUCAAAGUUCAACUCAAUGGUCCUGAUACUAACUUUGGUUUAAUUAGAAACUCCAACUAAAGGCAGCGGCGCGUUAAUCAGUUUGCCAUAGCACCGGUGUCGUGAUAUACGUUUCAACUGAUAUAGUAGGGUGGAGGGAGUUUGGACACUUUGUCAGACGAGACUAUUUUACGAUAAAAAUAAUGUUACAGCAUUAUUCGACCGUGUUAUUACGACUUUAUAAAACGCGCGUCAAAGCCGAUUACUGUUUCUAAAUAUAGUACAGUGGGGGGGAGAUGGGACACCUUUAGCACAUUAUAUCCAAAUACUCUGAUGUUUUAAACAAUUAAAACGGUCCAUGAGAGUUAUUGGAUUACUACCAAAUAGGAUGAGAAAAAGAAGCUGUCCCAUCUUCUCAACUUUUUUUUAGUUUGCGAGUGUGAACGAUUAAAAUAGUUUCAGAUUCAUAAAAACCUUAAAUGUUUCGUACAGUUUGAUUUUGUCUCAUAACACUAGUAUUAUUUAAAACAAUUUUGAUCGGUUAAGUACAAGUUGCAGAAUACUGUUAAUAUAAAUAUAUUUCAAUUUGGUGCCCUAUCUUCCCCACACUGUAGUUUUGUAUGUUUUUAUUGCCAAACUUUAAAAGUUUUGCCUUUAAUUCAAUAAUUUAUACCUCAGGUAUUAUUCAAAUAUAAUAUACUGAUAACGAGAUAAUAUAUGAAAAAUAUAAGAUUGUUUAAGAACAACAUUCUUCUGAAAUAUCGCACAUUUUAUUUGAUGAUGAGUUUCUGCCAUACUUCAUCUUACACAGAAGAAUAAAAAAAUCAUUUUAAAGCUUUAAAAGUGUAAGCAUGGUGUACCAGAGAAU
Messenger RNA from Ciona intestinalis (vase tunicate), 1955 nucleotides. RefSeq lists its product as uncharacterized. The record is from RefSeq and is a predicted model, not a curated record. NCBI's taxonomy places the organism in Eukaryota, Metazoa, Chordata, Ascidiacea, Phlebobranchia, Cionidae.